Messenger RNA from Paralichthys olivaceus (Japanese flounder), 1973 nucleotides. It is a transcript of the gene pla1a, whose product is annotated as phospholipase A1 member A. Gene Ontology annotation, biological process: fatty acid biosynthetic process; triglyceride catabolic process. NCBI's taxonomy places the organism in Eukaryota, Metazoa, Chordata, Actinopteri, Pleuronectiformes, Paralichthyidae. Gene Ontology annotation, molecular function: lipoprotein lipase activity. The record is from RefSeq and is a predicted model, not a curated record.
GGAUUCUUUGGAUUAUGGAUUCCUGCCUUGCUUCAUGUCUGCUAUUUGCAAUUUAGAGGCUGUGUUGUCGUUCCAGAGUUCAGCACUGCACUGGAUUUUCUCCAGCUUCCAAUCCUGGGCUGAGGAGAACAGCAGCAUUAGGCACCAACUAAAGCUCCAGGCAGGUUCGUCUCUUUCCCAUUCACCGUCCUGUUGCUACAGACAUGAAGUGGGAAAACAAAGUGGUCCUCCUCUGUGUGUGGUCGGUCUACAUCACAUCACUGGUGGUGGACCCGGUCGUGGGGAAACGCUUCCUUCUGAUCAACCAGGUUUGGAGGAGACGCAGGGAGACGAUGAGUGUGCCGACCUCAAUAACACGACGUGGAACAGGUACCGGCAGCAGAGGGACAAACUGCAGGUCCAGUACCUGCUGCUGACCAGGACAAACAUGGACUGUGCACAAAUGUUCGACCAGGAGUCUCUCACCGGGCAGCCGUCCUAUUUCAACGCCUCCCGUCCCACCAAGGUCAUCGUCCACGGAUACAGAGCCAUGGGCAGUAAGCCGUCCUGGGUGAAGGAGCUGGCCCAGGCCCUGCUCAGGGCACAGGACGCCAACGUGCUGAUGGUGGACUGGGUCUACGGCGCCUCCUUCGCCUACAACCUGGUGGUGGAGAACUACAAGGAGGUGGCGGUGCAGAUCUCCGUCCUCAUCAACCAGCUGCAGGAGCACGGAUGCACGCUGGAGUCCAUCCACUUCAUCGGGAUCAGUCUCGGGGCGCACGUCGCUGGUUUUGUGGGGACUCUGUUCGAGGGGAAGAUCGGAAGAAUCACAGGCCUGGAUCCUGCUGGACCCAUGUUUAAAGGAGCAGACAUCUCUGAUCGGCUGGACCCGUCUGACGCUCAGUUUGUUGAUGCCAUCCACACGGACUCUGACUAUUUUGGCAUCUCCAUCCCUGUGGGUCACGUGGACUUCUUCCUGAACGGAGGGAAGGAUCAGGCGGGAUGUGCCCGCUCCAGGUUCGCCUCAAUUCUUAUCUACUCUCCAGUGUACGGUUAUGUGAUAUGUGACCAUAUGAGGGCGCUGCACGUCUACAUGAGUGCAUUGAAUGGCUCCUGCCCGAUGAGGGGGAUCCCGUGCUUCAACUAUGAGGACUUCCAGAGGGGACAGUGUGUGGACUGUGAUGUCUUCAAGGGGACGUGUCCAACUAUAGGUUUAUCAGACAACAAUGGGAUAGCCAUAUCUCCAAUCCCCAAAGAGCAGAAGCUAUUCCUUCUCACGACCUCGUCACCACCUUUCUGCACUCAUCACAUGCUGCUGGAGCUGGAAGUUUCUCCGCUGGAUAAAAGCGCUGAGGUGGAAGUGACUCUGAGGACCGGGAGCCAGAGAACAGAGCAGAGGUUCAGGCUUCAGACGUCUACGACUGCGUACCGCACAGUGAUGGCUCAUCCCGUGGCUCUGUGUGAGAUCCACUCCAUCCAGCUGAAGAACACCGGCACUUGGCUCUACCGGCAGGGAGACAUCCACUUCAAGUCCGUCUGUCUGUCCCAGUUCCCCUCUGUCAGACGAGAGGAUCCGUUGUGCGUGAACAACAUCCACGUCAGACGAGGAGUUCCGUGGUCUCAUGACUUUGUGCAGGUUUGUGACUGACGGAAGAGAGAAAUCUUCUCAACUGGAAGAAACUCAGUUGAUCUACGCUGAAGUCAGACAUCGGUGGCAACAUGACGUCACGAUCACCAUCUUGAAAAUGAGAUUUAAAUCUCCACUCUGAAAAACCACACGCUGUUCUGGAUCUACUCUACCACAGUGUCAAAAUGUAAACUAGUCCGACUGUUCGGCUCAUCCACUGAUUCACAUGGUGCCUGAGCCUGAAAUGUUUAUUUCUGAUUCUGUUUCUGGUUAUUUAACUUUGCCCAUUCCUUUCUGUUGAGGUGUUUUUUUUCUUUUCCUGCUGUUGUAUCUUUAGUGAUUCUGUCAAUAAACAGAAGAAUAAGUG